AUGGGGCCUAUCGAGUUGAACAAACGGCGCAUCUUCAUCUUGUUCGCCGCCAUCAUUGCUUUUUACAUUGUCUUUCACGGGAUCAGCCUCUCUGGGGACAGCCUACGCGAUGUCUCUGCUUACAUUCCUCUCCCUGGGAACCUGCAGCCCACCGAACCCAAACAGCCAACCACUACCGACCCAGAUGAGAUAUGGGAUCUAGACCCUCCUCCACCGGCCGCUUCAAAGCCUCCUACCGAGCCCUCUGCGCCAGCUGUUCCAUCUUCGGCACCUGUACAGCAUUUCGACCUCCACCCGAUCGCACAGCUGAUGCAAAAGGCCGACGAGCAAUGGAGGACUUACGAGACUGGCAUCUCGACGUCUUUUAGACAGACUGUGGACAAAUACCGAAGUCGUUAUGGCAGACACCCUCCGCCGGGAUUCAAGGAGUGGUACAAGUUCGCGCGCAAUCGGAAUGUUUUCAACAUCGACGACUUUGAUCAGAUUAUGGAUGAUCUGAGGCCGUUUUGGGCUGUCAAUGCCUCCGAGAUCCGAAUCAGAGCUGCGCACAUGUGGGAAAACGACAAAAUGGGUGUUUCGGUCAUUCACAUACGUGAUCACAAGGUCUCUCGCAUCGACUUCCCUAGUUGGAGGUCAGAGACCAUGGCACAGGUGAUCGAGAAAUUUAUUGAAUUCCUUCCCGAUAUGGACAUUGCCAUGAAUCGCCUGGACCAACCCCGGGUAGUGGUGCCUUGGGAGGACAUGCAGAAGAUGCUACAGCUGGAGUAUGGCACGCGCUCGAUGCCUCCCGAAGUUCUGGACAACUUUACCCUGCAUCAACCCGAUUUACUGGACAUGACUAUUGAGAACAAGGAAGAUGACAAGUCAACAAGGCUUGACGAUGGAUGGUUUUACGCUCCCGGACAGCAGUACAUGAAGAUUGCGUCGAAAGCCUGCCCGCCAGAAUCUCCGGCACGGUCUAACAUAUCCAUCGCUGCGGCCGAUAAACUGUACAAGGAGCCCCUUGCUGGCCUCAUCAGCAAUUUCAACUUAUCCUCUGAUCUCUGUACUGUUGGCCCAGCCGUCCAGGACUUGCACGGCAUCCUCUAUUCGGCUAGCAGUAUGAUAGCCUCUCAUCAACUUGUUCCUAUCUUUGGGGAAUGCAAGGUCAAUGUCAACAGUGACAUUCUCUUCCCCGCAAACAUGUACUACCGCCACGAUGAGCGAUAUGACUAUAAUGACAAAGAGGAUGUCGAUUGGCGAGAUAAAGAAGACACCGUCAUCUGGCGUGGUGUCACCUCGGGAGGUGUCCAGCUUCAGCAAAACUGGCAGACUAUGCAUCGACAACGACUGGUACAACUGAUGAACGGCACCCACACUUUACAAACGGGAAGGAAUGUAAAGGUUCUCACUGAAAAACGAGAAGAUCUGGACAAGCAAAACACCACGUAUGAAGCCUACGACCACUUCCAGCCUGCACACUUUGCCAAUCAACACAGCGAUGUUGGUUUUGUUGAGGCCUGGGGAUGCGUGCCAAACUGCAGUUUCUACGACACCGUCUUUUCGUGGAAACCACAAGUCUCAUUGACAUCUCAAUUCAAGUCAAAAUACUUGAUCGACGUAGACGGGCACUCUUUCUCUGGCCGCUGGCACGCUUUUCUACAAAGCAAGAGUCUCGGCUUGAAAGCGACAAUCUUCCGUGAAUGGCAUGACAGUCGGUUACUGGCAUGGAGACAUUUUGUCCCCGUCGACAACCGCUACGAUGAUAUCUACUCUUUGCUAACGUACUUUGUCGGUUACGGCGAACCCAACAUAGAGCAUGCUAUUGAGAAGAACGAUCUGAAUCCGGAUGUGUACAUUUCGCCGCAUCCCCAGGAAGCCCAGAAGCUCGCCAGACAGGGCCGCGAGUGGGCAAAUAAGGUGCUCCGACGUGAGGAUAUAGAAGUCUAUAUGUUCAGACUGCUCCUGGAGUAUGGACGGCUCAUUGAUGACAACAGAGACCACAUCGGAUACUCGGGAGAUGGUAGUGAACUGGACAAAUUUGAUGCCGGCAACGACAAGGCACCUGGGAGAUGGGGAUUUGGUGGCUGGAAGGAGUGA
This is a messenger RNA of Exophiala spinifera, 2079 nucleotides long. RefSeq lists its product as uncharacterized. The transcript has a single exon. Bases 1 to 2079 code for a protein of 692 amino acids. The record is from RefSeq and is a predicted model, not a curated record. NCBI's taxonomy places the organism in Eukaryota, Fungi, Ascomycota, Eurotiomycetes, Chaetothyriales, Herpotrichiellaceae.